Messenger RNA from Trypanosoma cruzi, 1968 nucleotides. Its product is annotated as pseudouridylate synthase I, putative. Gene Ontology annotation, cellular component: cytoplasm; nucleus. The transcript has a single exon. The record is from RefSeq and is a predicted model, not a curated record. Gene Ontology annotation, biological process: mRNA pseudouridine synthesis; tRNA pseudouridine synthesis. Gene Ontology annotation, molecular function: RNA binding; pseudouridine synthase activity. Bases 1 to 1968 code for a protein of 655 amino acids. Lineage: Eukaryota; Euglenozoa; Kinetoplastea; Trypanosomatida; Trypanosomatidae.
AUGCCACGGCGCAAAUGUUUUGAGGGUCGUCGGAUAUGUUUGCGAAAGGCCCCAAAGGAUCACACACUCUUGGGACUUUGUGUCAUGUACUGCGGGACGGGCUACCGCGGAUUGCAGCUGCAGACCCACGCACCAACGCAUCACACCGUUGAAGGGGUGUUGAUUCAGGCAAUGAAGGAUGUUGGGCUCAUCGAGGCGAUUGAGCGGGGUCGUGUGAAGGGAGACGUGCAUCAUUUUUCGCGUUCAUGUCGUACAGAUCGGGGCGUGCACGCAGUACGGAACCUUGUUUGUCUUUUUGUUUUUACAGAGCGGAUUGAGGCGUUGGGUGGGUGCGAGAAAAUAAAAGAAAUGUUAAACACAACAUUGCCCUUGACGAUACGAGUAGCGCGGGUAACGCCUUUAAUGGGCAAUUUUAUUCCCCGCUUCUCUUGUAAUCGGCGUGUUUAUCAUUACUUAAUACCGGCGUAUGCUUUUGUGGCACCGUGCGACUACUGGAAGAGUUUUUAUGAAAAAUUCCCACAGGCAGCUGAAUUACUGCGCCGCUGUUAUGCAGAGGCGCGUUCUUUUUUGGAUUUAUCCCCUGCUGAAUCGGAUCCGUUACUGGCAGCACUUUUGGCUGCUGUAACGCGUGCGAAUGACCUUCUCCUCCGUUAUGUGGUGGGGACGCAUCGUUUUCAUAGCUUUUCCGUUGAUGUGCCGCAGCGCGGCGUAAGCGGGUGGAACCGCAAGGUCAUCAUGCCGAGCAGCAAUGAGGCCGUGCGAUCCGUGUACCGCUGCGAGAUUGCCCCGCGUGUUUUCUUGCUGCCGCGUAACACCACCGGGUUAACUCGGGCGGAGUUUCAAGCCGCGCUGCAGAUAGUGGGGAAAGAUUCUUCUCUUGCAUCCUCCUCUGUAUUGCUAUCAUCUCUGUUGGAGGCAGCCGUAACGGCGGAACGUUCCUCGGUGGAUGACUUUCCGAGUGACGCUCCGUUACCUUUUUUGGUUUUUCAAAUUGAAGGCAACUCGUUUCUUUUCAAUAUGAUAAGAAAAAUUGUUGGGACACUCAUUGCCGUGUUAAGAGGUGCCAGAGAGACGCUUUUCGCGGAGGCCGUAUCACCCGAUCGGCGUGUUGUGUGCCCGCUAGCUCCAGGGCCGUAUUUGUAUUUGUUUCUUUCGACGUAUCGCCGGUAUGACACGGUUGUGCGUGGCAGCCGCUCGGUGCGUUUUCGUCCGAUUGCACACGAGUGGCGUGGCGAAGUCACUGAGGCGGCUGCGACUUUUGCUCGUUCUUCCGUUGCAGCCGAUGUCGUUGAUCUCGAUCUUAACCGUACACCUGCCAUUGGCACGUUGCUUGCCGCACGCGAUGCUGCACGCCGAGUCACGCGUCCCUGCUGGGAAGAGGAGGAGGACUGCCAUCUUUUGUCCUUGAAAGAUUACCAUCCGGUCGCUGUGGAGCCACACCCGCCCUUUUCGGAAAUGACGAUGUUCCUGCGAUCUCUGCGGGUGCACAAUUGGAGCAUUGAAAUUGUAAAGUCACCCGCUUGUGCCAGUGUUGUUUCCUCAAAGGGAGGGGGCCAUUUAACUUCCAACAAGAAUGAUGAUAAAUUGAACAAAACACACAAGCGACAGAGGCAAGGACUGGCAGAAGACUCGGCAGCCGAGGGAGGACGACCACUGAAGAUAAAGCGAUCUUGUGAGGAUACGAGUGGUGGAGGGAGUGGAGAAUCCUCCGUUUUGAUGAAGACUUUGGAUAACAGGGAUGCUGGCAACAAAGAGAGCCCGAAAAUGGAUGCUGAUGCUGAUGGCGAUGACGAUGAUGAUGACGACGACGGUUGGAUUUAUGUCGCCCCAACGGAAGAAGCGGCGAGAAGCAAACGCCGUGCGCACCACCAAAAACAAAGGGAGCGUUCCCGUGCGUGGGUGCACGGCGGUACCGAAAAGGAGGGAGCGGCAGCCGAUUGGGAAGGCGAUGGGGGAGGCAGCGAGUAA